Molecule: messenger RNA, 1728 nt
Organism: Daldinia vernicosa
Lineage: Eukaryota; Fungi; Ascomycota; Sordariomycetes; Xylariales; Hypoxylaceae
Product: HET-domain-containing protein
Exons: 2
Coding region: 1-1728 (575 amino acids)
Source: RefSeq, a predicted model, not a curated record
AUGACAGUAGACUCCGGCCAUGGCGUGAAAACAGUUUCCUUGGUUAAGACUUUACCACCUCUCGAUAACAGGUUGAACUUCGAUAUUCCUGACUCGACAGAUUGUACUCAAACGUGGUCUAUGAUCUCCAGAUGGAUGGAAACCUGUUUACGACAUCAUAGCCUAUGUCCUCUUAGACCAGGAAGCAAGAAUUACAGACCAACCCGAUUACUGAAGAUAAACUGCUCGCAUGAUUCAUAUUCACCAAACACAGCAAGCUUCCAGUUAAUAAGCCGAGAUGAAGAUUCUCCCGUGUCUUCGUACGCCGCACUAAGUUACCGGUGGGGCGACAAACCGUUAGAUAAGACCCUUCGACUCUUGAAGUCUACAUCUGCUUGGCUAGAGAAGCCUAAUGCGGUUGAUCACUUGCCAAAAACGUUGAAAGAUGCAAUAUAUAUCGCAUAUCGCUUAGGGGUUCGAUACAUCUGGAUUGACCGCCUAUGCAUUUACCAAGACUCGCCGGAAGAUUGGCGCAGAGAAGCCGGGUCGAUGCAAGAUGUAUAUCGAAAUUCAGUAUUUUGCAUAUCCGCUCUCGGUGCCGACGAUGACGGAGGAGGCUGUUUCUUCUCACGCGAUCCGUCGUUAGUUGCCCCUACGGCUGUCGACAUGUAUAAUAACGGGGAAAUAUUCAGGGCGGAGCUUGAAGACACGGCGUGGUAUGCGGCAUUCCGGCAUGAGCCUCUUAUCCGACGAGCGUGGGUUUUACAGGAACGACUUAUGGUCCCGCGUACUAUAUAUUUCGGGAGAAAACAGGUAUUUUGGGAGUGUGAAGAAUCACAUGCGUGUGAGACGCACCCGAAAGGUUUCGAGCGAUCCCGCUCCGCCUUUAACCCCGCCGGCGCGGACAAGCACGAAAAGCACGUCGAUAUUGGCUUUCCGCUCUGGAAGCAGCUCAUCGCUAUACCCACCACUCCGCGUAUAGAAAAAGACCCACGGACACGGAUCCUUGCCGAUUGGAGUGCUGCCGUAAGCUUGUAUUCAAAUACGAAGCUCACCGUAUCAGGAGAUAAGCUCGUCGCCGUAUCCGGGCUAGCCAAGGACGUUAGAAAAGCGUUGCAACGUCUUAGGCCGGGUAGGUAUAGGUAUCUAGCUGGUUUGUGGGAAGAUCACUUGAUAGUAACGUUGGGUUGGUACGUGAGAGUCGGUACCCCGGCGUCCCGGGCGGCCUGUUAUCGCGCACCUUCGUGGUCCUGGGCUAGUCUUGACGGUCAUCUUAUCAUUCCGGAUACAUUCCGCGAAGGAGUGGUCGAAAUUAGCUCAUUGUCGUCGGCUAAUAUAGCCCUUCUUGGCGCUGAUGACACUGGAGAAGUGGCUGAGGGCAUCCUGACACUACAUGGGCCGAUCUGUUUAAUCGAGGCUUACAUAUUGUCGCACAAUCAGUAUGCUGUAGAGACAUUUCGAGAAUUCGGCACUGGCCAUUCAGUCAAAGUUAGAGUCAACGAGAGUCGGCAGCAUCAGUCAACAGUCAUCUUUGAUACAUCAGGCGACUAUUGUAAUAAUUUCGUGUGUAUCUGGACCAUCGCGCAGCCGGUAGUCUUAGGGGGGUGGCGGGUAUCUGGGUUAGCACUGCGCCAUGUGAGGAAUGAUACAUUUCUAAGAGUUGGUGUCGUUUCUUCGUAUCAUAUGACUCAGGCCGAGUUGGGUACAUUUAUUGACCGAUUCUCUCCAAAAGAAGUAAGACUUGUCUAA